GCCGGAGCGGGGCCGGGCUGGGCCGGGGCGAUGCUGCUGCGCCUGGUGCCCGAGUUCGAGCUGCGGAGGGACGUGGUGCCCUGGCUGGCGGCGCAGGGCUGGGCCGCGGCUCUAGAUACUUCUGAGAAUUCAUCAGCACUAUAUGUUGUAAAUGUUGAAAGAAAUGGAAAAAUUAUUUAUACCUGGAAGGGAAGUCAGAGAAAUACUCAUAUUGGAUUGUACGAUCUUCAAACUAAACAAAAUGAGCACCUCUAUACCUUUGAGAAGGAUCUACACAUAAUCAGCUGUUCGGUCAAUAACGAAAGGACAUUAUUGGCUGUCAGCUUCCAUCAAUACACAGAGGACGAAACAGCAAGUCAGCUAUUACAGUCAGUAUCCAAGUAUUUAACCCUGCUAAUUGAAAUUCAUCCCAUUAAUAAUGUGAGAGUCCUGAAGGCUGUGGAUAGCUGUGUUCGAGUGCAGUUUCUUUAUCCAGUUGAAGACAGAAAUGCUUCUACAGAAAGUCGCCUCUUGCUAGUUUCAGAAGAUAAAUAUAUUGAACAGUUUGACAUUCGUGUUGUUGCGGAAGAAGAACACAAAGUGGUGAUUCAAAAGUCAGGUCAGCUUCCAAGAGCCAAAGUUGCAGAUGAUCUCGUUUGGGCACAGUGGGAUAUGAUGGAACAGAGGCUCUUCUACAUUGUUCCAAAGGAAUCAAAGAGUACUUUAAGGUGUGUCCAGUUUUAUCCUGAUGAAAAUUUUAACUCAAUACUGGAAUCACACCUGGAUAUUUCCGUAAAUGACACACAAUUGAAACUUGUGAAUUUUGGAUAUGAUUACUGUCAAGACCAAGAUGUUGCAUCUAAAUCUUUGAACCUUCAGGUUUUUACAAGUAAAGCAGGAGGCUUGUGUGUGUGUUGUAGUCUAGCCUGUGAUACUCCUGAUGAAAUCAUGUACUCCAUAUAUUUUUUACAUAAAGGUUACAACAAAACUUUUACAGUUUCUCUAGAAAGAACAGAAUCUCAUCAAUUGAAGGAAGUAGCUUUUAUGAAUCUUGACUAUUAUGUGGCUGCUUAUUUGCCUGGACAGUUCCUGCACCUCCUGAAUAUUCAACAUCCUGACCUCCUGUGCCAUAGUUUAUUUCUGACAGGUGAGGAUGCAAGAAUUGACACGUUACAAAAUUGUUCCAUCCAAUCCCCACUCGUGUCAACAGUUUUGGAUUGUGAAGCAGGAAGUCUGUAUGCUGUAAGCAUCAGUGACAGCACCUUGCUGCAGCUCCUACAGAAGAGCAAACAAGACAGUGAGAGAUUGGCAGCUCUACAUUGUGCCCUGCUCUACUUCCAACACACAGAAGAUUUGGAAAUGCAGAUUAUUCGGUGGAUUUCUGAGAACCUGUCGACAUGUCACUCUUUUGACCCCAUUCAAGAAUUUAUCGUCGCCUCCCUGUACUGCAGAAUGUGUCCAGAAACUCAAAACCUGGAUAAACUUUUGCCCUACACAUCAUUGCUUGACUGGAUUGGGGUUGUGCCUGGAGUAAUAUGUGCAACAGACAUUAUUUCCCUACCUGUGUUAGAGUUCCAGAACUCCAAAGGCUUCUGGGAGAAACUGAACUCAAACUUGGAGAGUGUGAAGUAUGCAGAGCCACAGUUGCACUACCACAAUAAUGUGCUCAAGAGGGAAUGGCAUAACCUUUCAGAAGAGAGAGAAGAGAGAAGAACCACAGCAUAUUUGAGGAAUAUUUUUGAAAAUGCCAAAAAGGUGCUUUCUCAUCUGGACACUUGGGACUCUGAGGCGAGGCUCGUACCUCUCUUUGAAGAGGAGGAUUAUCAGCAGCAAUUACUAAUGGGACUGAUGGUUGCUCAGCUAAAGGAUCACCUUAUGAGACAUCUACAGUAUGUAGGAAAAAAGAAGAUUGACCAAAUAGUUUUGGAUUACGUUGCAAACCUGCUGAAUCUGAUACAUCGAAUAAUGAAAGAAGUUUGGAGGAGAUACCAGCUUCAUUCCUGCGUCUUCUGCUUUGACGAAAGAGGAAGUGCAGGAGAGUUUGCGGUGUUCCACAUCAUGAGUCGGAUUCUGGAAGCAGCAAAUGGCAUGUGCAUGCCUUUACCUCCUGGUUUUCACACUCUGCACUUGGGUCUCGGUGUUCGUUGUCUUCCUCUGCACACCCUCCUGCACUAUAUUGAUAUUGGAGUCUUGCAGUUGACAGAAACAUGUGUCAGGAAAUUGCUGAAAGAUCUGGAUGACAAUGAACAGAAUGAAAAGCUGAAAUUAAGUAUUGUCAUGAGGCUUCCUGAGGCUCUUGGUCAAAAGGUCCGCCAGUCUUGGAAUCAUCCCAUAAAUGCGAAUUUAAUUGCACGGAAAUAUGUUAAACUUUUGCUCGAGAACCUGGGGAACAGGCAGUGCAGCAGGUCUAUCCCUGAGAGAUUCUCAAUCCCUGUGGAGUUUUUGCCACUGAACUACCUGACAAGUAUGUUGACAGAGAUAGAGAAUCAAGGUGUGCGUCCAUAUGAAAAACAAGACCAUGUUAAUGCAAGAUUUGUAGAGGAAAUGGCACUCAAGCACACUAUGACGCUUUUGGGCCUCAAAUAUUCGUGAAAUGUUGUGCUGUUGAAGAAAUCUGUCGAACUGUGGUGAUUGUGUAAAAGUAUUCACUUAAAUGCCAUGUUGUUUCCCAAAUCACCUGCAGUUUUGCGUAGCUGCUGGUAUUGACAUGAGCUAUUCAAAACAAUGUUUGGUCCAACAUACUAAGGUUGAAAUUACUGACUUCUAGAUAAAUCCUUGAGAAAUGCAUUUGACACAAACCCAAGUUUGAAAUGUAUCUAUAGUUUCAUUUUGAAGUCAUCAAGUAAGUGGAACGACAGCGGGUAUCAAAACAUGCUGUGAAAAUUCGUAUUAAUGGCACAUAUUUUAACAAUACAAUCCUGGAAAAGGCAGUCCAGUUGUACAGAAACAAGAACCAGUAACUUUUUACUCAGAUUAAUAAAAGGAUUUCUUGGUGUGAUUAUGUAAAACAGGUAAAAAUAACAAAUCAGUUUUGUGUCAGACAUCAGUAAUGAUGUAUUCUUUCCUUUUAGUGGUCAUCAGUUACCUUAUGGUACUUCUGCCUCUGGAGCUGCAUUGUAAUAUUUUCAGUUUUGUAAUUAACACAAAAUAUCAUCUCCUUAAAGUGCAUGUGAUAGAUUUUGUUGUGGGUUUUUUGUCUGUUGGUUUUGAGGUUUUUUUAAAGAUAUAUAUAAAAUAUUGUAAGCAAUACAGGAUAAGAACAAAGCUUUUGAAAUUUAUCUUAGCAGUAUCUUGGACAGAGUUUUACAUAAUUCUUUCUUACAACUUCUAGUGUUACAGUUCAAACCUCAGCUUCAGAAAGAAGCUUAGGGAGGCUGUUUUUCCUUUGUUUUCAACUUUUAUUUGUACAUUACUGAGCCAGUAUUGUUUGUUCUUUUGU
Corapipo altera (White-ruffed manakin) is the source of this 3418-nucleotide messenger RNA. RefSeq names its product gamma-secretase activating protein (gene GSAP). NCBI's taxonomy places the organism in Eukaryota, Metazoa, Chordata, Aves, Passeriformes, Pipridae. The record is from RefSeq and is a predicted model, not a curated record. The transcript has 31 exons. Bases 31 to 2571 code for a protein of 846 amino acids. Gene Ontology annotation, cellular component: trans-Golgi network. Gene Ontology annotation, biological process: positive regulation of amyloid-beta formation.